CAGCUAAAUGGCAAGAUCACUUGCAGAGUACCAGGUUGCAUAAACAGCAACUCAAGUUUGUUAUCGACUGCUUGCUGCUUGAGGUCCUCGAGCAAUAUAUUUACACCGCAUAUCUCACAACGAACUGGAUAUAAAAAAGGAAUUCAGGAUGUUCGGGUGCAUAUGUGCCGGAAGACUUGUUCAAACGAACCUUCAGCAGGUCAACGACACGAGCUUUGUCUUUUCGAUUGAAAGAGCAAACGAGAUUAAUCACUUGACCGUCUUCCUCCUGGGCACAGUACCGUUUCCAGAUGGAUAUGGAGCUUCUGUGCAUUUCCAAUUUCCGGGUAGGGAUUUUGUGACGCUCGGCACGCUGACAAACGACCGCCCUAGCUCGAUCUACCGUGUCAGGCCGUUUCAACCUCAACCUCAAGCGCAAGAUCCGUCCUUGAUGACGGCGACCUUGGGGAUUCAGAUCGUACCGCUCGAUCAAGUGCAGGCGAUUGCGGCCUCGCUGAAGACACCAGGGACAAUUGAUGCUGCGGGAUCCGGGUCGGCGUCCGGAACGGGGGCGACGAAUACCGCUGGAGCCUUAGUCAGGGCUGGGACGGGUGCUGGAAGUACGGACGUGGGAAGGAUUGCGGAAAAGAUCGUCAAGAAUUUGUUCAACUACCUACACUCGUUCGAAGGAGCGCCUCAAACGCUCACGCCGCAGACCCCGAUACCGCUGGGGGUCUUUCAGAAGUGGUACGAGGGCUUCUUGAACAAGAUCAAACAUGAUGGCGGGUCGGGCUUCCUCUCCCGGGAAGAUUGACUUGUGGGGCCAUAGUAGUAUGCCACGCCAAUUAUUCUAGAAGAAAUGACAAGUAACGAGCUAUAUCCAGGAGCAAACGCAUACCGAUUAUUUUGAUAAAGGGAAGAUCGGCGCCAAAGCGCCAAGGACGGGCGGACUUUGUGCGGUAUGCGUCGGGAGGUUUCUCUGUGUCCAUCCAAUAUGCCCGAACAAGACCCGGGGCUGCCACCUUGCUCACAGGCUUCCGAGAGUGAAAGCGUAUUCCACAUCCCGGUGCCUGGGACGGAGUCGGCGUCCGACACAACUCGCGUUCCCCGAUCCGCGAUCCGCGAGCCCGCGAGUCCUUGUUACAUGGCAGACGGCAGGAUGGUUUGAGAAAUAACGAUGGUGUCGUUUCUACAACUGCGUUGGGACGAUGAGCGCAUGAG
Messenger RNA from Filobasidium floriforme, 1200 nucleotides. RefSeq lists its product as uncharacterized. Lineage: Eukaryota; Fungi; Basidiomycota; Tremellomycetes; Filobasidiales; Filobasidiaceae. Gene Ontology annotation, biological process: protein import into nucleus. Gene Ontology annotation, molecular function: nuclear import signal receptor activity. Gene Ontology annotation, cellular component: nucleus; cytosol. The record is from RefSeq and is a predicted model, not a curated record. Bases 149 to 793 code for a protein of 214 amino acids. The transcript has 6 exons.